GUCUGUCUGUCUGUCUGUCUCUCUCUCUCUCUCUUCUUUGUGUAUGUGUGUGCGCGAGAGUGCGUGCGCCGCCUUCGCGAUCGCAAAGAGACAGACACACCGGCGAGUUUUCGACCGUGUAUCUGCGAACGAGGACGGACGAGAAUCGCGACCGAUCGACCGAACGACUGAUCGAUUCUUCUCUCUUUUCACGAUUUACAUGGUGAAUCUGCUACGAGAGGAGGAACGGACGGAAGCGAACAGAACAUUCGGAAGGGCAGCUAACUCGGUUUCGUAGAGUACGCGCGUCAAGCGCGAGAAAAGAAAGAGACAGAAAAAAAGAAAGAUAUAGUAGAAUAUCAUCCAGAGAGGGAUCAGAAGGUGGACGUCGCGGCGCCGACGUCGAGAGGAUACGUGGACGGUUUUACCGGGUGGAAACAACCGCGAUUCGUCGACAGAGAGAAGAGGAGGUAAUAGGAUCGUCCGCCACCAAGGUCUACCUUGCCGGCUGAGAGAGAGAGAAAAAGAGAGAAAAGGAGAGAGAGAGAGAGAGAGGAAACGAGACAGAGAGAGAAAGAGAGAGAGAGAGCAAGAGUGAGUGAGCGAACGAACCUGGUACACACGUACUCCGACUCCAACUUUGCCGUUGACUCGCGGUCGGUAAAGCAUCGGGACGACGGUGGCGGUGAUCCAGCGAGACACUAGCGUUCGCGAACGAGCGCGGCGGUUGGCAGUCGCGGCUUUCUGGUGGACGUGAUAAGGACGAACGGUGCGAUCCGGCGAGCAAAGCGGUCGACCGUGCGAGAACGAGUUGCGGGAGAAAGAAAGAAAGAAGGAAAGAAACGAAGAACCGAUCAGCGAUAUCCAGCGAAGAGGACAGUAGUAUUUGUGAAGAAUUUGAUAUUACAUCCGGUGCUACAGUGUGCUAUGAUCUUGCUAUGAUCUUGCUAUAGGAUCUAGAGAACCGAAAGAAAUUUAAGAGAGAAAACAAGAGAGGAGGUGAAGAAUAAAGAAGAACCGAAAUCCGUGCGACGAAGAAAGCCACAAGGUAGAGGACGAGUUCUUGGUCAGCAACUUUGGCGGUGGAUUUAAUCGUGGUCGAUAGCGCGGGGAAAGCAAGAGGAAGCCAAAAGGAAGAAAGGAAAUAACCGAGUGUCCUUGAUGGGUCAUCCGGCACUACAUGAUCGAGCUGUAUCGCGACCGACAUUAGCUCACCAUCGUCACAUCGGGGGAGAUUAGAGGCGACCCACGUUUUACUCGCUCCGUUCGGACAACGCGACGAAGCGGCGGGACGAAGCGAAGAGAGGAUCUACUUGCUGAUCAGCGCGAACCCGGGCGAUAAGCAGAGCUCGGCCGUCUCGAGUUGAGUUGAACCGCUGACUCGGCGAACACGGGAGCUGGCUGUUUAAACGCUAUUAGUGCCCGCGAUCAUUUCAAUUAUCCGCGAAUAAUUUUCACGUUUGCGUGCAACGAUCGUGUACGAUCGUCCGCUGUUUGACCCGGUCGCUAUCCUCACACUACCUGGUGCAUCGAUUUCCUUAACGGAAACGAGGACGAGACUCGCCGAUUUUCACGUGUACACUGUCGACGAUUCUCUGAGAAGAUAACCAAAAUCCUGGAUCCUAACGAGUGAACGAUAAUGAACUACGAUUCUUUGAAAAUCGAUGAGAUCGAGCACGCCGUAGAUUCGCUUGGAGUCUCGAUGGCUUGAUCCACCAAUAUUAAUCGUUACGAGGAUAAUCCGGCGGUAUCGUUUCGAUUGAUUCGUCUAGGACGAUUUCCAAGAUAAUCCCGGACGAUAUCGACUUUCUUCCUCCGGCAUCAUCCGGAAUUUAACACCCGAUCGCGCUCUCGACAAGCCACGAAGAUUAUCGCCUGUACGCUCGCACUCGCGCGGGGCUACGCUUGAAAAUCGCUCGGUGUCGUUGCUUGACAAAACCGGUUUCGUUCGGCUCGGCGAGUCUCGGCGUUUAUACAAAGGUCGUGUGUGAGAGCGCGCUGAGCGCGCGACCACGAGAGAGUGGUAGGAGUGAGAUUUAUGGAAAACGAAUUUACACGAGGUCACACCUACGGGAGCGGCUGUCUAUCUCUCUUUCUCCUUUUUUGUAUCUUUGUCUUUCUUACUCGUCCGUCUCCUUGUAACUCGUUCUCUCUCUCUCUCUUUCACUUCUCUCCCCCGUUUUCCUUUGUUCAUCUAUAAUUUUAUCCGCACGUUAGCUCUGUUAAUAAUAAUUACGGAAUUUGUGCGAAUAGCGAAGAUCACCGGUCAGACGUCGACCACGUUGAAGAAUCUUUGAAGAAUCGAAAUCACGAUCGAUGAGAGAAUGAUAUUGCUCCGAUAUCAAUUGGCCGGAUAAAUAUGCCAUAUUUGCAACGGCCUUGAAGAAUUUCUUCGCGUCGUCGAAGAAUUAAAGGCGGACAGAGAUAAUGAAGUGUUCGAUGACAAAGUCCAGAAGAUUUAGUAAAAGGAUGAGCCAACAAAAGUGAAGAUACUCAGGUCUUUAGAAUACCUAAGAUCAGAAUUAAUUUAUCAGGAAAUUUAUGAUAAGAAGAAUUUUAUGCCGUCAAAUCAUAUUCUACAAUUAAUACGAGAAUUAGCUAGUAAAAUAAAUUUUUGAUUGCACACUACGUGAAAUCAGUUGAAUAAUUAUAACGGAAUAAACUCAAACAUUUUUAGAAAGAGAGGAAAAGUAAGACAUAUUUGAACAUUUAUGUGAUCAGUGCAUUAUAUUUAAUCAUAAUUAAACGUGUGUUGAAGAUUCAAGCGUUUCCGUUUUCAAGUGUCGCGAUCGAUCGAGUGCGUAAUCACUGAAUAGAGAAUCUCGAAAACUUGGGAAAAUGUCAGGGGACCUAAGUAGCCCGCGGAAGGAGCAGGACUCCUGGUCGCCUGGGUCGAGUAGCAACGCGUUAAUUGCGAGAACAUCGACAUUGUCGAGAAAAACUUAGCCGUCUUAUCGCUCGCUUGAUGAUCGGCUACGGUGACGAUGAAACGUGUGACGAGCGCAUCCGUUGCGGCCGCUACGGCCGCCGCAACCCAGGUGCAUCAUCAGGCCAGGAUCCAGGAGUUGUUUGCUCCCGGGCCGGCGACGACGACGACAAGUAUGAAUACGGCGAUGUACGUCGGCGACUCCUACGCUGACGAGCAGGAUAAGCAACUUACGAUACCCUCCUGGCUUGAGCCGAAGGGCUCGCCGAAGAUCAGCCCCGGAACGAACGACGACAGCAAGGCUAAGUCUACGGCGAUGUCGCGACUAUUAGCCGUCGAUUCCGAUAACUACAUGCUGCGCAAGGGCGCCGCGGCGGCGACAACACCGGUGACACACGGCGCCGCGGCGCCGUCGUCCACCGCCUCCUCGUCGUCGCAGUCAUCGUCGUCAUUGAACGGUUCCACGAGCGUGCAACUGCAACGGCAGAUGCAGAGUCUCGCCAUCGGAUCGGCCACCGCGCCGUCGAUCCUGGCGACGUAUGGCAACAACGGCGAUCACGUCAAUGUCAACGUCGGUCAGCUGUACGAUGUCACGCGUACGACAUCGAGAUCGACGGCGCCGUACACGUCGCCCAGAUGGUACGCCGCCGGUAAUAGUAACCAGGUGACGAGGCAGCAUCGAGAGGGAACGUUGGCGGCAGCGCAGCUCGAGGAACAAUCUCUGCAGCAACAGCAGUUGCAGCUGCAAUCGCGUACGACGACGACGACGACGCGCGGCGACGCGUCGACGCCCGCGACGUCGGCGGAGGGUGUCGAGAGCGAGCUCGGUUUUACAAAGUUGGUGUGCGCGAGACUGGUGUCCUUUCAUCGGUACAUGUGUUGGUGCGGCGCGCAGCCUGCCGUGACGGAGGCCGCCGAUGCGAACUCGGUCGGCGAUCGCGCGAAGGGCGGCAAGAGCGCGGCUACCCCUUACGAAGGGUUAGCCGCGAGACGAACGGUGCGCGACGAUAGUUGUAGUAAUAGUAGUCUAUGCUGCUGCAUGUGCGGUUCUCUAUGUCCCGCAGAGUGCCACGCGUGCUUCCACAUCGUGUGUUCGGACUACAGCGGCCAGCACCUGUGCCAAUGGACUACCAAGGGUCACGCGCUACCCGGCCAGGUUCACGACAAGGACAAGCCCGUCAGUGAGUGGACAUCAUUAAACGUAGUUGAAUGGAUGUCAGCCCUAAAUCUGUACCGCUAUGCGGACGUGUUCAAGUCGAAGGACAUCAAAGGCAGCGAUCUGCUUCAUCUGGAUCGGGAGAAGCUCAUGAAUAUGGGCAUAAAAGAUGAAUUCCAUCAAAGGAAUAUUUUGGUCUGCAUCGAGGAACUCUGCCAACCGUCGCCGCCAUCCUCGGUGGCGACGGAGACGACGGGCUCCCCGGCUCUCAGCACAACGAUGCCGACGUCCGGUGUCGCCCCGGAAUCGGGCUGCUCGCUCGGAGUCAACUAUCCGGGCAACAACGUGGUCAAUAACGCGCACAAUCUCAGGCCGCACAGCUUCAGCGUCUUGGAGAAGUGCGGCAAAUGCCAUAAAUACCUUAGGGGCCUCUUACAUCAAGGCUUUCUCUGCCAAGAUUGCGGGUUGGUCGCUCACAGGACGUGUUCAGUGACGGGUUUGCCUUCCAAUUGCAUAUCGGUCGACACGGACAAUCGUAUCAGCAGGUUUACUUCAGUAUUCGGUCUCGCGCUGUGCUCGCAAUUCGACACCGCCAGCCAUGCGGCGCCGAUCCUGGUGGAGCGGUGCACCCACGCCCUCGAGCAGCAGGCGUUCGCCGACACAACGCUGGACCUCUACAAAGUUUAUCACAGCAGUCCGCCUAAUGAGCAGACCCUCGAGCUGCGACAAAAGCUGAACGAAGAUGUCUAUAAUGCGGAUUUAAAUCCGUACACCCCGCAGUGUAUUGCGAGUGUCUUGAAGAAGUUCCUGCGGGAAUUGCCGGAUCCGGUGAUCCCUGUACAAUGGUACGAUAGAUUCCUAGAGGCGUCAAGUAUGAGAAGUGACGAGCAAUGCGCGACGCGCCUCAAUCAAUUAGUAUCCGAGCUACCGGAACAUCAUCGUAGCACAUUAUGCCAUUUGAUGGCGCACUUUUGUCGCAUCUGUCAGUUGCAGCACGGAAGGGGCUACACGGAACCGCCAACCAUCCUCGUGCAAGUGCUCUGCCACAUAUUUCUCAGGCCGCCCUGGGAGCGAAUCAUCCAAGUUGUCCACAACACGGAGGCACAUAUACGCAUAAUGGAAUUGCUGUUGUUGCAUGGCGAUUGGAACGAGAAGCUACCGGAGUUUGCCAGUCCCCCUCAAUUGCCCCCGCGUAAAGUUUCGAGACCGCAGUUUCCAAUUUUGGACCAACUCUCGAUUCUAGAAGGCGAUGCCGUAGACAGAACGGCACCUGGCGCAGAUACUGGCAAGGACCAACAACCACACAGGCCGCGCACGCUUCAAGAGGCCGAAUGGUAUUGGGGUGACAUCACGAGGGAUGAUGUGAACGAGAUGAUGAUUGAUUCACCGGACGGCACCUUUCUGGUACGCAAUGCGUCUUCCAAGUGCGGCGAGUAUACUCUGACACUACGUAAGGGCGGGACCAACAAACUUAUUAAGAUCAGCCAUCGAAAUGGGAAAUAUGGAUUCUCGGAUCCUUAUAAUUUCCAUUCGGUCAUCGAGCUGGUCGACUAUUAUAGGAACUGCUCGCUCGCACAGUACAACUCCGUGCUGGAUAUUAAGCUACUCUACCCUGUAUCGCGAUUUCAGCAGGAAGAUGAAAUCGCGAAUACGACCGACAUGGCAAAAGUCCUGCAAAAAUUUCUUGAAUUGGAGAAAGAAGUAAAUGACGGUAUCCGGCAGUACCACCAUUGUUGGGACUUAUACACCAGAACAGCCAAUGAAGUUGGGCUAAAGAUUCAGGCGUUGGAAGCCUUUGAGGAAGCCAUCAAGAUGUUUGAAGAACAGAUAAAGUUACAAGAGAGAUUCCAGAAGGAGGCUCAGCCUCACGAGAUUUCCACUUUAAUGGAUAAUUCGGAGUUGCUGAAACGAAGACUAAAGGCCUUAAAAGACAGCAGAGAUCAAUUACAGGAGAGCACGAACCAACAAGUUGCCUACAACAGAACCCUUGAAAGAGAAACGUGCAGGUUGAAGUCGGAAACUGGACAACUCGCGCGGCAAAGGGAUCGCUAUGCUUUAUGGUUAAAGAAAAACGGGAUGAAACAGAACAAGAUGGACUUUGCGGUCCAUUCUGACGAAAAAACGUGGCUCUACCUACAGGGUUCUCGUCCCGAUGCUGAUCAUAUUCUGAAGGGCCGACCCGACGGUACUUUCCUUGUUCGUCGAUCAAGAACGGGCCAGUACGCGCUCUCCAUAGUGUGCAAUGGCACGGUGCAACACUGCAUAAUAUACGGCACUGAGCGUGGCUAUGGUUUUGCCGAGCCUUAUAACAUUCACGAGAGCCUGAAACAUCUGGUGCUGCACUAUGCCCAGAACUCCUUAGAGGAGCACAACGAGUGCCUAACCACCACCUUGGCCUAUCCGGCGUUUGCGCCACCCGCGGCGCUCGCGCAACUACAAUCCCAACAGAAGCAAUUGCAGAUUUACACCCAAAACCAAACGCCGUUUGCGCGAUUAUCCCACGAGAAUCAGCUUCUCAUGCCGCAUACGUAAUAUUUGCAUGCUGAUUAGCAUCGCGAUCAGGAUCCGAUCGAGUUCGAGUAUGUUCACGCAGAUGUGAAUUCUGCUAC
Molecule: messenger RNA, 6670 nt
Organism: Formica exsecta
Lineage: Eukaryota; Metazoa; Arthropoda; Insecta; Hymenoptera; Formicidae
Exons: 13
Coding region: 2964-6593 (1209 amino acids)
Biological process (GO): phosphatidylinositol phosphate biosynthetic process; insulin receptor signaling pathway
Cellular component (GO): phosphatidylinositol 3-kinase complex
Molecular function (GO): 1-phosphatidylinositol-3-kinase regulator activity; protein binding
Source: RefSeq, a predicted model, not a curated record